CAGGCUGGUUUUCCCAAGGAGGCAAAAGGAGCAACUGACGCAGCAGGAAAUGGCUGAAACGGAGGCUUUGGUGGGUGUGACACCACACUCAGAUGACUUCGAUCUGUUUAAAGAACCCGUGAAGAAAAGGCGCAGGUCACAUCGAGACCAGCAGUUCCAAGCAUUUCCCUCUGCUGAGCAAAGCGCUCUUAAGGAAUAUGAAAAACUGGAGUCUCGGACCAGGAGGGUUUUGAGCAACGCUUAUCAGAAGUUGAUUCAGUCUGUCUUCCUAGACGACAGCGUUCCCAGCGGACUCAAGUACCUCAUAAACCGGCUUCUUGCCUUGAUUGAAAAACCCCCACUGGAGCCGGUCUACGUGGGGUUCUUGGGAAACACCGGAGCUGGCAAGAGCUCUCUCAUCAAUGCCCUCAUCCAGCAAGCGAUGUUUCUACCAGUGUCUGGAGAAAGCGUUUGCACAUCCUGCAUCGUACAAGUGAGCUCUGGUUGCUGUGAGCAGUAUAAAGCCAAAAUCCACCUCCUGUCCGACCAGGAGUGGAAGGCAGAGCUGAAGGACUUGACUAGGCUCCUGCACCGAGCUGAGGGGCCCUGGGCAGAGGAGACGGAUAUGUGGGACGAUGCAGCAGAAGAAGCUGCGUGGAAGCUGCAGACGCUCUAUGGCCGUGGGGCAGAAAGGAGGCACUAUGAGGACUUGCUAAGGAUGAAACCCAGAGGGAGGAUUCCCACCUCGAGAACCAUCACUCUCAAGGCAGAGGAGGCUGGAGAGCUGUCUGCCAAGCUAGACCCCUACAUCCGGACUCAGAGGAGAGACUGGGAUGGAGAAUCAGCCGAGACACAAAUCUGGCCUUUGAUCAAAUAUGUGGAAGUGAUUCUUCCCAAAUCUGCACUGAUCCCAGAGGGAGUUGUCCUGGUGGACAUUCCAGGCACAGGUGACUUCAACAGCAAGAGGGAUGAGAUGUGGAGAAAGACUAUCGAUAAGUGUUCUGUGAUCUGGGUGAUCAGCGACAUAGAGCGAGCCUCUGGAGGAAAGGCCCAUGAGGACCUUCUGAACGAGAGCAUCAAAGCCUGCCAGCGUGGCUUCUGCAGGGACAUAGCCUUGGUGGUCACCAAAACCGACAAACUUCAGUUGCAGGAAUAUCUCAGGGAAAGAAAGAUGGGAAAUCAAGCUAUCCGAAGUCAGAGAGAGGCUGUUUUGCAAAGAAAUGAGCUAAUCAAACUACAGAGGACUAGACUUCUCGAGGAGAAACUGAAGAGAAAACUGCCAGCUGACUCGAAGGUUCUGGGAGCCUUGGAUCUAGUGUACACGGUCAGUGCCCAUGAAUACUGGCAGCAGGCCCUCCUUACUGAGGAAGAAAGUGAAAUCCCCAAGUUAAGAGAAUAUAUUAGGAAAAGGCUCCUGGACAAGAAAAGGAGGCUGGUGACCAAGUAUGUGACCGAAGCCUUUGGCCUAUUGCUCCUCACAGACACCUUCAACUCCGAGGAAAGCCUGCUGACUGAACACCUGAGCAUGGGUGGCCUGCGGAGAUUUGUGGAGGAGAAGAUGGAGCUGUUGGAGGAAGCUAUUGAGCAGUGCUUUGCUCGCAUGGAGCAGCCCCUGCAGACGGGGGUCCAGGUGGCCAGGACUUCCUACCGCCGCGUCCUUGGGGCAUGCUUGGUGAGGAGUAGAGGAAACCAAGGUUUUCACCAGACCCUGAAAGCUGUUUGCCUGAAAAAUGGCGUCUAUGCCUCCAGGACUCUGGCCAGAAUAGACCUGAACGAAGCCCUGUCGCAGCCUAUCUAUGACCAGAUCGACCCUGUGUUCGGGACCAUUUUUAGGGACGGGAGGCCCGCCGGCUCUGCUCUGAUGCAGCACAUAGAUGCUUUCAAACACACUCUGGAGGAGAGAAUGGCAGAGACUGGAAUUAGAAGUGGCUGGAAAUACGAUGGACACAAGAGAAGCUUCCUGAUCCAGGAGAUAAGUGCCAUCCUGGGAGGCCUGGAGGGCCACAUCCUCCGAAGGAAGAGGAAGAUCUAUGAGUCUGUCACCAGCUCCAUCCAAAACGACCUGAAGGCCUGCUAUGAAGAGGCAGCUCAGAUCACUGGCAAAAAAGCAUGUGAGAGAAUGAAGGAUGCCAUCAGAAGAGGGGUGGAGCGACAGGUGGCUGAUGGCAUGUUUGAGAGGGCUCAAGAGAGGAUGUGGCACCAGUUCAGACAAUUGAAGCAUGGAAUCAUUGAGAAGGUCAAGAGCAGCAUCACCACCAUGUUGACCCUCGCAGCACCUCAGGGAGACGGUCUCUACAAGGAGCUUGCAGAUGUCAGGAGCGAACAGAAGGAGUUGGAGAAGCUCCACAGAAGUUUGAGGGAGGUUGCCGAGAAUGCGCAGCUGCGGAGGGGCAUGCAAGAUUUCCUCCUGCGAAUGUCCCCGAGCAAAGCAGGCCCCCACGGACCAAAACUUUAGUUUGGGAAGCUUAGAUCUGAAGAGAUGAAAAUAGGCCUGGAGCCAAAUAAACAGAAUUAU
Molecule: messenger RNA, 2494 nt
Organism: Acomys russatus (golden spiny mouse)
Lineage: Eukaryota; Metazoa; Chordata; Mammalia; Rodentia; Muridae
Gene: Nuggc
Product: nuclear GTPase, germinal center associated
Exons: 18
Coding region: 50-2434 (794 amino acids)
Molecular function (GO): GTPase activity
Source: RefSeq, a predicted model, not a curated record